AUGUCCGACUGUUUAGAAGUAUCAGCCACUGACGUUAUAAGGCUAAUAUUACAAUAUUUAAAAGAAAAUAAUUUAUUAAGAACUUUUUAUGUAUUGCAAGAAGAAAGUAAUAUAAAAUUAAAUGCAAUAAGCAAUGUAGACGUUUUAAUUAGUGAUAUAAAUAAAGGAGAUUGGAAAAACGUCUUAUUUAAUAUAACAACUAUUGAUUUAUCAGAUGAUACGUUAAUGAAUUUAUAUGAACAGUUAAUAUGUGAACUUAUAGAAUACAAGGAAAAAGAGCUAGCUGAAAAAAUUAUGAAUGAAUGCAUAGUAUUUAAAAGGAUGGAAAAAAAGUAUACAGAUAAAUAUAAAAAAUUAAUGGAUCUUUUAAAUAGUAAUAAUAUAAAUAAAAGUAUUUUAUAUGAUGGAUUAACAAAAGAGGAAAAAAGAAAUAAUUUGUGCAUAAUGAUUAACAAUGAAAUAACGUCUUGUGCACCUUCCAGGUUAUUAGCUUUAAUAGGUAUGGCAUUAAAAUGGCAAAAUUAUCACAAUAUAAUUAAGAACAAAAAUGGGAAGUUUGAUAUUUUUAGGAAUGUUGAAAAAGAUGAAAUAACUACCAUUGAUGUAUAUCCAGAUAAAAUAUUAAAGAGUAUUAAAUUUGGCAACGAUUCAAAUGUUGAAUGCUGUAUUUCUUCUUAUAAUAAUGAUUUUUUAAUUACAGGAUCAUCAGAUGGUUUUAUUGAGAUAUGGAAUUGGCUAACUGGACAAUUAAAUACUGAAUUAACUUAUCAAAAAGAAAAUAAUUUAAUGAUGCAUGAUAAUCCAAUUGUUAGCUUAUGUAUAAGUAAAGACGAUGAAAUUUUAUUAAGUGGAGAUUCAAAAGGUCUAAUUAAAAUAUGGAGAAUAAAGAAUGGAGUAUGUUUGAAAACAAUAAGUGCACAUGUACAUCCAAUUACAUCCAUUAAUUUUAAUAAAGAUCAAACACAAAUAUUAACGUCUUCAUAUGAUAAUACUGUUAAAAUUUUUGGAUUAAAAUCACUAAAAUGCUUAAAAGAAUUUAGAAAACAUUCAUCUGCUGUUCAUUCUUCUAUAUAUACUUUAGAUAAUUCUAAAGUUAUAUGCGGUACAGAUGAAGGAAAAAUAUAUGUAUAUAAUCAGAAAAGUUGUGAAUGUAUAUCUUCUUUUUAUGUUUAUUAUAAUAUUAAAGAUAACUUAAUAUACCCACCUGUUAACAAUAUUAUAUUAAUUAGUAAAACUUUAGAUGAACUAAUUUUAGUUUGCACUAAAUCACCAUAUUGUUAUAUUAUGAAUACUAAAGGAAAAAUUAUUAAAACGUAUACGAAUGUAAUAGAUAAAGAAACGGAUAAUUCUAUUAAUUUUGUUUAUGCUUGUAUAUCUCCUAAUUAUAAAUACGUAUAUUGUUUAGGAGAUAACCAGAACUUAUAUUGUUUUAAUUAUAAUACAAGCAAAUUAGAAACACAAAUAAAAAUUCAUGAAAAAGAUUCAUUAGGUAUACUACAUCAUCAAAGUCAAAAUUUGAUGGCUUCUUGGGCACUUGAUGGUACUUUAAAUAUAAUACAAUGA
Messenger RNA from Plasmodium gallinaceum, 1563 nucleotides. RefSeq names its product conserved Plasmodium protein, unknown function. Gene Ontology annotation, molecular function: protein binding. Lineage: Eukaryota; Apicomplexa; Aconoidasida; Haemosporida; Plasmodiidae. The record is from RefSeq and is a predicted model, not a curated record. The coding region runs from base 1 to 1563 and encodes 520 amino acids. Gene Ontology annotation, biological process: mRNA splicing, via spliceosome. Gene Ontology annotation, cellular component: precatalytic spliceosome. The transcript has a single exon.